CAGUAUUAAGCCAGAGCUGCUCGCGUUGGUACUCGCGAGCUAAAUUGCUUCGCUCUGACCCCAAACCCCGACCAACAACCACUCCCAACAACUAUCAAUAAAACAAACAAACAAAGGAACUUGAUAUCCCGACACCGAUACCGCCUGAUACCGUCGCCAAGGAGCAAAUUCUGGAGAAGAUGAGCAGCAAGGUGACCUUCGUGUUCGACAGCAAUCCCCUGGGGGUCUAUCAAGCCGGUCAACUAGUAUCCGGCACCGCCGAACUGGUUACGGAGCGUCCAAAAACCAUUCGAUCGAUCUUUAUAACCAUUAAUGGAUACGGGGAGACGCGAUGGCAGGAGAGCGAGGAGCGGGUGGGCGAGGAUGGGAAGACGACCAAGUCACUGGUGACCCACACCACCACCGAGGUGUACUACAGCACUGACCAGCCGGUUUACGGACAGGCGGGCGGAUCCCAGCUGGAACUGCCCACCGGAAAGUAUGUCUUCCCCUUCCGGACAACCAUUCCACCCAAUGCACCCACUUCCUUCAAUGGGGAACAUGGUCAGAUCAAGCAUGAGGUAACCCUGACCAUUGAUCGCGCCGUGCGUUACAACAAUACCUUUAAGCAGUGCUUCUCGGUGAUCCUGCCACACGAUCUGAACAAGCGGCAGCAGUAUAAGGAACCCUUGCAACGCCUGGAGUCGAAGAGCUUCUGGUGGGGUUCCAUUUUCGGGGCCCAUAAGCCCAUGAUCAUGGACGUGAGCACUUCUUAUUCAGCCUAUGUGCCCGGUCAGAAGAUCCACUUUCAUCUGGUGCUAGACAACCAGUCGGAUGUCCAAUGUAUGGAUGUGAAGGUACGUCUGAUCAAGAACGUAUCGUACCGAGCGAAUUCUUCAGGAGCAAAGGAGCAGCUGAAAGUUACCGAAUCUCGAGUGGCGGACAAACAUUGCGGUGAGGUUCUGAAACACAACAAGGCCAAAUUCGAUGAGUUCCUCGUGGUGCCGCCGACCACUCCAUCGACGCAGAGCGAAAAGGAUCCCAUUCGAGUUAGCUACACAUUACGCUUUAUUGCCAAGACUUUCAAGCUCCACGGUGGUGGGGACUUGGUAAUGGACUUUCCACUAACCAUUGGCACCGUGCCGCUUUUGGGAAGUGCUGAUGACAAGGCACCAGGACAGGAAAAGUCCCAGCCAAGUGGAACCUCUCAUCCAGGAUCUCCCAACUUCCAGGAAGACGUCAGUGAAGAGCAGUUCGAGUCCAACACCUUUAAACCAAGAUAUCCCGUCUACCCCUUCGAUGGAAAGCCGGGAACUAAUGGUUCCAAUGGAGCAGCCAACUUCCCCAGUCUUUAUCCCAAGGCGGAGGAUGCAGUGCCUCCUGCUCCUGUUAAAAUUACGACUCCGAAGCCGAGUCCAGUGUCACCAGCCGCACAAAAAUCGCCACCAUAUCCAACCAAUGCACCUGCUGCUGCUCCUGCUGGCGGUAAUUUCGAGGUGCUUGGCUUCAGCAUACCACCGGACUAUAAGCCCACGCCUAGUGCUCCAGCCGAUGCUCCCACAGGCGGCAUUGGGUGGAAAUAGGGACCAUUGAUUAACCUUUUUGUAUUAUACUUUUUAAGCCAUUUUUAAAUAAACACGAAAGCGCGCCCAAGUGGCAACGCCAUGAUCGUGACAGCUACAUUUUAUCGAUA
Messenger RNA from Drosophila suzukii, 1672 nucleotides. RefSeq names its product arrestin domain-containing protein 3. The record is from RefSeq and is a predicted model, not a curated record. Gene Ontology annotation, biological process: protein transport. NCBI's taxonomy places the organism in Eukaryota, Metazoa, Arthropoda, Insecta, Diptera, Drosophilidae. Gene Ontology annotation, cellular component: cytoplasm.